Molecule: messenger RNA, 963 nt
Organism: Fulvia fulva
Lineage: Eukaryota; Fungi; Ascomycota; Dothideomycetes; Mycosphaerellales; Mycosphaerellaceae
Product: Cysteine and histidine-rich domain-containing protein
Exons: 3
Coding region: 1-963 (320 amino acids)
Source: RefSeq, a predicted model, not a curated record
AUGGCGCAGAAGUGCGUACACAAAGGCUGCGGCAAGUCCUUCUCUGACCCGGAGGAGCCUUGCGUGUACCAUCCUGGCCCACCCGAAUUCCACGAAGGCCAAAAGGGCUGGAAAUGCUGUAAGCCACGAGUGCUCACAUUCGAUGAGUUCAUGACCAUUCCGCCAUGCACGACCGGCAAACACAGCAUCGUCGACGACAGUCCCAAGGAAGAGCCGAAGCCUGGGUUGAGCGAGGAAGAGGUUGAGGCGAAGAUCAAGGCACAGCAAGAGAAGAAGGACUCCUUACCACCGCCAGUCGCUCGAGGUCCUGUAGCCACUGCAGCACCGCGUCCUACGGCAAGCCCAGCACCCCCAGAGGAAGAAGAAGAUGAUCCUGAGGCUGUGGUGCCAGACGGAGCCAGCUGUAAGCGUCGAGGAUGUGGUGCAUCGUUCAAAUCAGGGCAGGACAGAGACGAGGAACAAUGCGUACACCACCCAGGACAAGCGCUCUUCCACGAAGGCAGCAAAGGCUGGACAUGCUGUAAGCGCCGAGUGUUGGAGUUUGACGAGUUUAUGAAGAUUCAGGGCUGCAAGACAAAGUCUCGACAUUUGUUCGUGGGCAAGCAGAAGGACCCAGACGAGGAGGAGAAGCUGAGCGAGGUCCGAAACGACUUCUAUCAGACGGCCACCACGGUCAUCGCGUCGCUGUACCUGAAGAAGAUUGACAAGGAUCGAUCGAAGGUUGAGUUCUCAGCGGAUGGCGCGAAAGUGGAAUUGGACUUACACACCGGCGACAACAAGCGAUACCAGACCUCAAUGUCACUCUUCGCUGCCAUCAAACCGGACGAGAGCAAGUUCAAGAUCAUGGGCACCAAGCUGGAGCUUACUCUCGCAAAGGCAGGCGGCUCAGGCUGGCCUGUUUUGAGAGCAGAUGAUCCUCACACUGGAGAGAUCAUUCAGGCAGGUCGUGCAGGAAGAGCAUAA